Dunckerocampus dactyliophorus (ringed pipefish) is the source of this 1366-nucleotide messenger RNA. RefSeq names its product zinc finger and SCAN domain-containing protein 2-like. NCBI's taxonomy places the organism in Eukaryota, Metazoa, Chordata, Actinopteri, Syngnathiformes, Syngnathidae. The record is from RefSeq and is a predicted model, not a curated record. Gene Ontology annotation, molecular function: RNA polymerase II cis-regulatory region sequence-specific DNA binding; DNA-binding transcription factor activity, RNA polymerase II-specific. Bases 72 to 1184 code for a protein of 370 amino acids. Gene Ontology annotation, cellular component: nucleus. The transcript is spliced from 2 exons. Gene Ontology annotation, biological process: central nervous system development; regulation of transcription by RNA polymerase II.
GACGCGGAAGUGAUCAACACAUCGCUAAGCAGAGAUCAAGUGUGAGUGUAAAGUGUUGUGAUUGUGUGAAAAUGUGUAAAGUACAAAUGCUGAGAGCGUUGGUGAAUCAGCGACUAAUUGCGGCUGUUGAAGAAAUAUUUGUAUUGUUGGAAAGAACGAUAGCAGAGUACGAGGAGGAACUUUCUCGAACAAAAGAAGAGAACCAGCGACAACGUCAACUACUGGACGCUGUUUUCAAGAAGCAUAAAGUUGUGUUACACAGAGCCGAUGUCACUGAAGAACAUCUUACCCAUGAGCAGCUGGAGUGGAGCUCCAGGAUGGAGCAGAAGGAGCCACAGCCCCCCCACAUUAAGGAGGAAGAAGAGGAUCACAGCAUCAGUCAGCGGGGAGAGCAUCACGGAAGACUGGAGGUGUUCCCAGUGAUUGGUGUCCCUGUGAAGAGUGAAGAUGAUGAAGACAAAGGUGAAAGUGAGGAGAAGAGAGAGGUGGAGCCUCCAAGCAGCAGCUCAACUCAACACAUGACAACAGAAGCUGAUAGAGACCACUGUGGAGGAUCACAAGCAGACAACCUCUUAGCUCCACUAUCAGAUAGUGACGACACGACGUCACACUCUCCUGACACUGAUGAUGAAGACUCUAAAGCUGAUAUGACAUGUCACACUGACCACACACACUUUAAAUGCUCUCAGUGUGACAAAACUUUUUAUGACCGUAGUACUCUGAGAAGACACAUGAGACUACACACAGGAGAGAAACCAUUCAUGUGCUCAGUAUGUAAUAAAAGGUUCUCCCAAAAGGCACAUUUGACAGCACACACACCAAUACACACUGGAGAGAAACCUUUUGCCUGUUCUGUGUGUGGUAUGAGUUUUGGACUAAAUCACCGUUUGAAAACACACAUGAGAAUACACACUGGAGAGAAACCUUUUACAUGUUCAGUCUGUGGCGUAGGUUUUGCACAAAAUGAAAAUUUGGUAACACACAUGAGAGUACACACUGGAGAGAAACCUUUUACUUGUUCAGUCUGUGGUACAGGCUUUGCACAAAAUCAGAAUUUGAAAAGACACAUGAGAAUACACACUGGUGAGAAAGUGUUGAGUUGCAGUGUGUGUGGUGAAAGAUUCUCUUAUAAGUACCAGCUUAACAAUCACAAGUGUGCUGGUGAGAGCAGCAGCAGUAAAUGAAGUUGCAGGAUUUGAAAUAAACUGUCAAGUCAAGACUUUGAUAACUUUGACUUUCUAACAACAUCACCACAUAUAACGUGUGACAUAAUUACUGUAGAACCCAAUCUUGUUAAUAUGUUUCUACCAUUUAAAUGUAUGUGUGCCCUGUGAUUGGCUCGCGACCAUUAGAGGGCGUAAUCCUC